This is a messenger RNA of Phalaenopsis equestris, 1022 nucleotides long. RefSeq lists its product as uncharacterized. Bases 142 to 675 code for a protein of 177 amino acids. Lineage: Eukaryota; Viridiplantae; Streptophyta; Magnoliopsida; Asparagales; Orchidaceae. The transcript has a single exon. The record is from RefSeq and is a predicted model, not a curated record.
UAUAUAAAUCUUAGCCCCAAACAUAAUUGCCUUCAUCGCCAGUCUUAACAAUAUAAAACCCUUCUCUACGAAGCACUAUUAUACAUCCCAAAGAAUAAUUAAUCCCCAUUCUAAUCCGUUCCGUUCAACGCAACUUAAGGGAUGAUCGCCAACAGUCAGCGGAUAUCCUUGCCGCCGACCGCGCCACCGCUGGUGCAGUCUCCUCGCCGCAGCCGACGGAAGGCGGCCAUCCUGAAGGAUCCGAAGAGGAAGAAGGUUCGAUUCGCUGAGAUCGCCGGCGGGAAAGUGGCAGAAUGCGCGGCCAUAUUCUGUUGCUGCCCCUGCGGUUUAGCAAACCUGUUUUUCCUCGCUGCCGUUAGGCUUCCGGCGGGGCUCUGCUGCCGGGCAGUCCAAAAGCGGAUCUUGAUCCGGCGGGCGAAGAAAAAGGCGAAGCUUUUCGAGUCCGGAUCAGGAUUCAACAGGGGCAGUAGUGGGGGAUCCGCUAAGAGUGGAUCCGUGAUCGAGGACGGGUUUGUUGAGGUCGCCGGUUCGCAAGGAAGCGUUUUGAUGGUUAUCGGGGAUACUUGGCCGGUGAGGUCCCCGGCGGCGGAGUUGGUGGAGUUCGAAAAGGAGGUCUGGUCUAAAUUUUGCGGUAGGGGAUUUUGGAGAAGUUCGUCGCAGAAGGAUGAUUUGUAACGGCGCCAUGACGGAGCUGCAACGAAGUUCCCCUCUCAGCAAAUUUAAAAGCUUGCAUCCCUCGAAAUGGCGUCAAUUACACGAUGCAGAAUUAAGUGUGUAAUAACCUCAAAAUAACCUUAGGUUCGAUGAGAUGGUUAUUUGAAGGUUAUUGAGGUAUAAAUCCCAAUAAUCUAUGAAUAUAAUAACCUUUCAAUAUCCUUCACGGGAUCUAUUUAGAUGUUAUUUAUAGGUUAUUGUGAGGGUAUUGCGGAUUAAUAAAGAAUAUAUGUAGAGUUACAUGCGUAUUACGUAGACAAAUAUUUCUCUUUGAAAUGAAAAGUGGAAGCUAAGCAUUAUUGUUUUCC